CAUAUAUGCGUGAAAGCAAAACCCAAACAAGCCCACGUUUAUAAUCCCCCAAUCAAGUCCACACUCUCCACCAAAAUCAAAAACAUAUCCAAGUAACCAAUUGGACGGCCUUGCAGCUUACACACUUGUUAAUGCUUACAAAUGGCUACUGGACUAUUCUGGAGACGGUGCCCUAUUCGAUCGCGAAUGCUGCACCUAAUCAGACUCUCACCACGGCCACCACUCUGAGCAAUGGUGGGUCAAGUCUGCUCACGGGAGCCACUGUGGUGGUGGAGCUGCCUCCCGACGAUCUGGGUAAUCCGGUGGGCAAUAUACAGUACACCAUACCGGCGCUGACUAAGAAUGCCACCACAAACACCAACACGACCAGUUUGCUGCACAAGCCGCAGGCUACAACCAUACAGAUUGUGAAGCAGCAACACCAGCAGCAGCAUCAGCAGCAUCCCCAGCAGCAACAUCAGCCACAUCAGCAGCAACAUCAGCCGCAUCAGCAGCAACAUCAGUCGCAUCAGCAGCAACAUCGACAGCACUUGACCAUCCAGCAGCCGCAGACGCAUGCACGCCAGGAGUACAUCAAAAUAGACACCUCCAGGCUGGAGGACAAGAUGCUCCUGCGCGACGUGAUGCAGUACGGGGCCACCAGCAUUGCCAUGGCACCGCAGAGUGCCACCACCACAGUGGUGUCCACACAUGAGUCCGGCUUGCUGCUGGCCGAUGCCGAUGAGGCUGAGCGGGAGCUCGAAUUGGAGGCCAUGAAGGUCGACCAGCAUGAGGAGGAGCAUCUGCUCGACGACGAGGGCUAUGUGAUUGAAAAAAUGCACGGUGAUGGGGAGGCGGUUAAUCAGCCGCAGGAAAAGCUGUACAUAAACGGAAUGUCCAAUAUCAUCCACACAGCCACCACCAUGACGUUGCAACAGGACGACUGCAAGUACGCGUGCAAUGUGUGUGGCAAGACCUACAAGAUCAAGGGAUCCCUCAAGCGCCACAAGAACUACGAGUGUGGCGUGGAGCCGAAUCUCAAAUGUCCCCAUUGCCCGCACAAGUGCAAGUACAGGUCGGACUUGCGCAAGCACAUGAACCAGAAACAUGCCGAUUCCGGGGAGGCAAUCCUUGGAACCUAGAUCGAGUUAUACUAAGAUGUUUUAGCAUUCGUAGUCUCAGUUUAGCACUUGUUGUUGUGAGUUACCAUAUUGUGUGAUGAAUUCUUACUCUAAACCUAUGAAUUUAUACGGGCGACAGAUAGUUUUGGGGGUUUAUAAAAUUGUUUGGAUGUCAAUGCAUUUUAGUUUCGAAAAUUUUAGUUCCUCUAAAGUACGUAGCAAAUCAGUUCAUGUACAAGAGAAUAUAUCUCAAGUGAUCCCUUGUAUAUAGUGUUUUAGAACCGACCUAAGCACUUCUAUUCACGUUUCUAAACCUCCCAAAAUGUGUCUUGGCCCAAGUAGUCAGUAAACUGUUUGUACUAUAGCCAAAGUUAUGAUCUCGAAAUGUAAUCUAUAAUUCAUUAAGCUAGUUGGACUGAGUAUCGAAACGCGCCGUCGAGUCGAGGCCAAGUUGAAUUGCUCAAAUUGUAGAAUCAAAUCUCGCAUCAGCUCAAGCCAAGCAAGCGUAAGUUUAAGUAUUUUAAACUCGAACACUAUACCCUAGAUACCCUAGAUGACGUUUUAAAAACAUUACCCAACCAACCACUGCGUAUUUACCAUGUAUGUGAAAGUACGAAUAAAUAAAUGUUUACAAUCAAA
Messenger RNA from Drosophila teissieri, 1739 nucleotides. Its product is annotated as longitudinals lacking protein, isoforms N/O/W/X/Y-like. NCBI's taxonomy places the organism in Eukaryota, Metazoa, Arthropoda, Insecta, Diptera, Drosophilidae. The record is from RefSeq and is a predicted model, not a curated record. Bases 132 to 1121 code for a protein of 329 amino acids. The transcript is spliced from 2 exons.